AUGAUCAUCAAAACGCCGUUGAAUCCACUUUUUCAAUCAGAUCCUUAUGCCUUUUGGUUGAAUCAAAACUUACUCCAUAAUGAAUUUUGUUACUGUAGAGCUAUUAUAGUUAUAGUACUUUGGCUAUCGAGUUACGGGGUUUGUCUAGAAACAGAUACCCUUUCGACCAGUAUAGUCCUCAAGGAUUUGGACACCAUUGUUUCCCAAGGCAAGGUCUUCACUUUGGGAUUCUUCAGCCCCAAUGGAACCACCAGACGCUACAUGGGCAUAUGGUAUUAUGUCUCCAACGUAUCUGUCAUGUGGGUUGCCAAUCGUGAUCGAUCUCUCAAUGAUUCUUCCGGGACUAUAACGAUAUCCUCAGAUGGUAACAUCGUACUAAUGAAUGGCAACCAUGAGACUGUUUGGUCUACAAAUGCAACAACUUCCCCAAGAAAUACAUCGGCCCAGUUAACGGAUAAUGGAAACCUUAUUCUCCUCGAUCAGUCGAAUAAUGUGACAUUAUGGGAAAGUCACAAGCACCCGACAAACUCUUUUCUGCCUACAAUGAGAUUAAGUCACAACACAAAUACAGGGGAGAAAAUAAUGCUAAAUUCGUGGAAAACUUCUCAGGAUCCAAAUUACGGAGAUUAUUUCGUGGGACUCCAUGUUUCAAUACGCAUUCCACAACUUUUUGCAUGGUAUCAAGAUCGUCCAUUCUGGCGGAGCGGUCCAUGGAACGGUCGGGUUUUUACCGGAGUAACGAGAAUGUACUCGGUGUACAUUGAUGGAUUUAGUAUUGUAGAUGAAGAUGGAACAUAUUAUUUUACUCGAAAUUUUCGUCAAAACUUAAUAGUCAAAGAUAUUUUAACUCCAGAAGGAAUUCAAACGGAGGAAGUAUGGAAUAAUCAGAUGGGUCAUUGGGAUAGAUCGUAUAAGGGUCCGGACGUCGCUUGUGAUGUAUAUAACAACUGCGGUCCAUUCACAUUCUGUAACCAAUAUAAUUCACCUAUAUGUCAAUGUUUAAGAGGGUAUGAACCAAAGAACGAACGAGAAUGGAGUGGAGGGAAUUGGACUGAUGGAUGCAAGAGGAAGACACCAUUGCAGUGCGAAAGAAGUAAAAAUGCCACAAACAAAAGUAAAGAGGACGUAUUCUCAAAGUUAAGGAUGGUAAAAGUGCUAGACUUUAUUCAAUGGUCACCUGGUCUUGAAAAUGAAUGCAAAAGUCUAUGCUUAAGGAAUUGUUCCUGUAUAGCCUAUUCUUAUGACACCGAUAUAGGUUGUAUGUACUGGAGUGAGACCUUAAUUGACAUUCAGCAAUACCAGGCUGAUCCAGGUUUAGAUCUCUACAUCCGUGUACCCUACUCAGAGCGAGACUUCGGAAUGGCACGAAUAUUUGGAGGAGAUCAAGAUCAAGCCAAAACUAAAAGAGUUGUAGGAACAUAUGGAUACAUGGCUCCAGAAUAUGCAUUAAGCGGCAGAUUUUCAAAAAAAUCGAAUGUUUUCAGUUUUGGAGUUCUUGUAUUGGAGAUCGUCACUGGGAGAAGAAACACAAGCUUCUAUAAUGAAGAGCUAUCUUUAACCCUUUCUGGAUAUAUUACAUUGGAUCCAGGGUGGUCUGCCCGGACAAGAUCCCAUGAGUGA
Molecule: messenger RNA, 1620 nt
Organism: Fraxinus pennsylvanica
Lineage: Eukaryota; Viridiplantae; Streptophyta; Magnoliopsida; Lamiales; Oleaceae
Source: the annotation of a GenBank genome assembly